AUGAACUAUACUCUAAUACUUGGAUUGAAUUUGUUGAAUUUGCAUUCCUUAUUAAAGAAAAAGAAUUAAAAUAAAUUGAGUAAAGAAAUUUAAAAAUUUAAAAGAAAGAUCUAGGGAAGUUGUCAAUCAUUUAAUGUUGUAAGAGACAUUCAAAUUUCAUUAAUGUUAUAAAGAUGUUUUAUGACUAUGGACUCUCACAAAAAUGUAUGA
Paramecium octaurelia is the source of this 210-nucleotide messenger RNA. The record is from the annotation of a GenBank genome assembly. Lineage: Eukaryota; Ciliophora; Oligohymenophorea; Peniculida; Parameciidae.